GCAGCGCAACACCGCGCACACGCGCACGCACGCACGCAGAGACACGCGCGCGCGCGCAGCGAGGGCUGAUCGGCUCCGCGCCUGGGCUGUCUCCACCUCUCUCAGCAACCACCUUCACUCGGGAGCCAGUGGUGACAUGUCCAUCGGCGAGGCGGGGUGAAUGCGUGGAGGGAGACGCACGCGGCGCUGGAGCUCUGCUCUGUAGGGGUCCGAGCCCCGGUAACAGAUGACUGCGGUGGCUGCCGCUGCGAGCCGAGCGCUCAGCCUUCUCCGUGCAUUCAUCGGCACCCGCGGAGGCGAUGGACUUGACCCAACAUACUUUCGGGAGUGAGUGCGGAGUGCGGCAGAAUGUUAGGGAUCUGAGAAAAGAUCGGCUCGUCUGUCGCACUUAAAGUCUCUUCGUCGUUGUUGUUGUUGUUGGGGAGCUUUUUUUGUUGUUGUUGGAAAUCAUCAACCAGACGACAAAUAUUAAAUAAAGCAAAUGAAGGGAGAGACCACAACGUGUGGAUCAGAAUAGUCAGUUAAUUUAAUAAAAGUGAUUAUAAUUGUAGGUGUCGCCAUUGUGGUGUGGUGGUUGGGGGGGGAUGAUGUAAUUAAUUGCACGGAUGAGUUAUCUAGCAAUCGCUCUAUGCUAGGAUGUGAUAAUUAGCGUCUGGCUCUACCCACACCUGCCGUGCUGCGCUCCCCACACCGUCACCGUGGUGCCACCGUUCGCCGGCCCGGCUCUGGCUGCCUGUGUCUCCUCCCCGGCUCGCUCCACUGGGCCAUGAGUGCGCUCCCGAAGAGCCUGCAGCAGCAGCAGCAGCAGCACGCGGACCGGCCACUCUCACUGCCUGUCCCUGCCUGGACGAAGAGCGGCGUCGUGCUGCUGCACGAUGGCAAGACGGGCUCGCACGAGGUGCGGCUCAAGCUGUCCAAGGACGUCCUCACCGUGCAGAAGCAGGACGUCGUGUGCGUCGGUGGAGGCUCCCUCUCCAACGAGCGAACGGUCACCCUAUGCAGGCAGAGAGUCGGAGGGUUCGGACUCAGUAUCAAGGGUGGAGCAGAGCACAACGUCCCCGUGGUCAUUUCCAAAAUUUUCAAGGAUCAAGCAGCGGACCAGACGGGGAUGCUCUUCGUGGGAGACGCCAUUCUCCAGGUGAACGGAAUCAAUGUCGUGAGCUGUACUCACGAAGAGCUGGUGAGGAUUCUGCGCAACGCUGGCGAUGAAGUGACGCUGACCGUCGGAUACCUGAAGGAGGCCCCGGCGUUCCUCAAACUCCCUUCCAGUGAGGAAAGCAACUGCUCUCCUAUCCCAUCCAGCGACCACAGCAGUGGGACGUCCUCGCCACUCUUCGACAGUGGGUUACACUUAAACGGAGGCUCAAGCAAUUCCGGCCCGUCGCCAUCCUCAUCCCCCGUGAGCAGCCGCACGCGUUGGGAGAAGCAGUGGUGCGACGCGCUCUCGCUGCCCCUGCUCAUGGCGCGCGUCUCCCGCUACCGCCAGGGCACCGACCAGCUCAGACCAAACGCAUUCGAGGUCAUUGCUGUUGAUGGCAUAAGCUCCGGAGUUCUGCAAUGUCACAGCUCGCAGGAGUGCUACGACUGGUAUCAGGCAAUCUCCUCCAACACCACGGAAUUGACUCAACAAAACAUGAAAAUGUCAAAUAAAUACUCCCCAGCUCAUGAUCAGAUCGUGCACAUGGGCUGGCUGUACGAGCGUGCGCCGACGCCGGACACGUGGCAGGUCUACCGCACGCGCUUCCUCGCCCUCAAGGGCCACCACAUGCACCUCUUCUCCUGCCCUCCCGUAAGCACACGAGACUGGGAGAAGGCAGAACGGAUCUACAAUGUGUUUGAAGUCCUCUGUAAGGUUCUUAAGGGGGGCGACCUGCAGGACCAGAAGGAGCACUGCUUCAGGGUCAUGACCUCCACAGAAGACAUCCACUACUUCAGCGUGGAGCAGGCGAGCGAGCUCGCGGUGUGGGAGAAGGCUUUCCAGACGGCAAGCUUCCUGGAGGUACAGAGAAGAGGGUCCAUAACCUACAACUGUUUACUCAAGGGAAGGCCACUGGGAUUGAAGAUAGACUUUAACACAGGAUUUACAUGUGUUGAUGCGGAAACAAAGCAUCUAAUUUGGCAUUACAAGUUCGCUCAACUCAAAGGCUCCUCUGAUGACGGAAUGAGCAGGGUUAAGUUUUUAUUUCAAAACACGGACACAAAAUUAGUGGAGACAAAGGAGCUGGAAUUUGCAAAUCACAUGGCCGUGCUGCAUUGCAUCCAUUCGUUCGUCGCCGCUAAAGUGGCUUUAGUGGAUCCGGCAUUCGUGGAGGCGCAGGGCGCGUCGAAGAAGCACGCUCUGAGCUAGCGCACGGUGGCGGCAGAACACGGGGCCACUCGGUCGUUCGCUUAAACGAUGGCGACGCAGUCGAGUUCAAAAGCAAUUUUGCUCUUCGCCGUCCUAAAAUAUUUACGGACGCGGCGACGAGGUGAAAAUUGGGAGGAUGGGAAUUGGACGGCGAGCACGCGACGCGCGAGGAUGGUGACCAGCUCGAGUCUGGGGGGAUGGAGUGUGGCGACGUCCUGAAGAUCGUGUACAUUUUACAUUUUGCGAUUCCGUAAAAAAAGACCAACACCGUCUCAUUUAGUCAGCUUCACCGCUAUUUCCCAUGAAACUUUAAUGAAUGCACAUCUAAUGGUAUUUUUUAUCUGUUUGUUGCAAUAUAUAUACAGAAUGCCUUGCGAGUAAAAUAAUAGAUUCAUCGUAAAAGGAUAUCCUUUGUAACCCGUUUUCCGCGUUGCUUAUUUUUUCAAUCGUGCAUCGACAUUUCCCCUAAUAUUUAAAACAAAAUACAUUGUGAGUAAAAUUAUUCAAUAUUUUUGUAUGAAUCCGUGAAUAAUGAACUUGACUGAUCUGCAAAUGAAAGGAUUUUAUGACACACAGAAUGUAGGUGAAAGGGAUAGAGUUGCAAGUUCCUAUUUUGUUAAUAGAUUUUAUUCUUGUAUAUGAAUUUGUGGAUUGUUAGAUACUGUACAGUAUUAUUGAAGAAUUGUACUUAUAACAUAUUUGAGACAAUCAAUACAAAUUUUGGUUUAAUAUUUAGUUUUCAAAUAAAUGCCUAAAUAUCUAAGCUGUUAUUAACUCAAAAAGCACACAACCAUUUCACUAAAACUGUUAUUAUUAUUUAUGAAAAUUGUAUAUAAUGUACACUACACUUUUUAAAAUAUCAACGACGAUUAAUAUUGAUGCUUAGAAUUGUAUUGCGUAAUUAUUGUUUCAGUUUUGUUUCUUCCUCCGGCGCAAAAAAUUUAAAAAAGUCCCUUGAAAGGCAGUGACAGUUUUAUAUGCGUUUUCGCCAAAUGAAUUUCCAGUAUUCGCAACACGUUUCUUUUCCUGUUUUAAUUAACUUUAAGGAGAUCUAUGCUUUAUUGCCUCUUUUAGGUGAACAUGUAAUAAAUUAUGCCUGUAAUAUGUACAAAAAUAUAAAAUAAAAACAACACACGCAAAAUAAAGUCGAGCGUGAUGA
Molecule: messenger RNA, 3506 nt
Organism: Lethenteron reissneri (Far Eastern brook lamprey)
Lineage: Eukaryota; Metazoa; Chordata; Hyperoartia; Petromyzontiformes; Petromyzontidae
Gene: SNTG2
Product: syntrophin gamma 2
Cellular component (GO): intracellular anatomical structure; dystrophin-associated glycoprotein complex
Molecular function (GO): protein binding; structural molecule activity
Source: RefSeq, a predicted model, not a curated record